This is a messenger RNA of Merops nubicus (carmine bee-eater), 372 nucleotides long. Its product is annotated as muscle, skeletal receptor tyrosine protein kinase-like. The annotation marks the transcript as partial. The record is from RefSeq and is a predicted model, not a curated record. The transcript has 2 exons. NCBI's taxonomy places the organism in Eukaryota, Metazoa, Chordata, Aves, Coraciiformes, Meropidae. Gene Ontology annotation, molecular function: ATP binding; transmembrane receptor protein tyrosine kinase activity. Gene Ontology annotation, biological process: cell surface receptor protein tyrosine kinase signaling pathway; multicellular organism development; positive regulation of kinase activity. Gene Ontology annotation, cellular component: signaling receptor complex.
UACCUCUCCGAGCGCAAGUUUGUCCACCGGGACUUGGCCACCCGCAACUGCCUGGUGGGGGAGAACAUGGUGGUCAAAAUCGCCGAUUUCGGUCUCUCGAGGAACAUGUAUUCAGCCGACUACUACAAAGCGAAUGAGAACGACGCCAUUCCCAUCCGCUGGAUGCCCCCCGAGUCCAUUUUCUACAACCGCUACACCACAGAGUCCGACGUGUGGGCCUACGGGGUGGUGCUGUGGGAGAUAUUCUCCUACGGGAGGAUGUUUCUCUGCCAAGCAAGAAGUGUGGGCUGUGCCGACCGGCCAAGCUUCGCCAGUAUCCACCGCAUCUUGGAGCGCAUGUACGAGAGGGCCGUGGCCACCCCGUCGCUCUGA